Molecule: messenger RNA, 1704 nt
Organism: Ectocarpus sp. CCAP 1310/34
Lineage: Eukaryota; Phaeophyceae; Ectocarpales; Ectocarpaceae
Source: the annotation of a GenBank genome assembly
AUGUUGUCGAGUGUUCCAACAAUACUUCGUUCCCACCUCGCGCACAUUUUUGCUCCCCCCGUUUACAUCCAGUCUAGCGAAGGCCGUGGCCUCUGGAACGAGUGGAGACUCCUCAACCGUAGUUCGAAGAUCUUCGCAGCGAAAGCAGCCACCGUUGCAUCCAUCGGCGGAUUUUUAUUUGGAUACGACAUUGGGGUGACUGCACCAGUACUACCGCAGCUGGAACGUGACAUGGGUUUCAGCUUGGGAAUGCAAGACAUGGUCGUGUCUACAAUGGUGAUGGGUGCCGUGGCUGGAUCGCUAGUGGCAGGACUUUUGACGGACAGACUCGGGCGUUGGCUGACCAUAGUCCUCACCGACUUAGCGUUUAUCGCAGGCGGCGUGGUGUUAUUUUUCGCUACAACCCCAGGUGUUGUAUUGGCGGGACGCUUCAUCGUUGGGGUGUCGAUUUCGGUGUCUGCGGUAGCAGAUGUUUCGUACCUCGCCGAAGUUGCGCCUCGGACCUUGCGCGGCUCUAUGGUGUCUUGCAACGAGCUGGCCAUCUCGAUCGGAAUGCUUGCGGCCUUUUUUGCUGGGGAGGUUUUUCAGGAUGUUCACGCCUGGGACUUUUCUAUGCAUAAACAUAACUUGAUGUGCGGCAUGGUUCCUUCACGGUUAACUCCUUUCUACUAUUACACCACCUCAACGCCGAAUCUGUUUUCAUUAUCUCCAGGAGGAUGGCGGAUCCUGUUUGGGUUGUCGGCAUGGUUGGCUGCUGCUCAGCUCGUGUUGAUGGUGUGGUUCAUGCCUCGGAGCCCAAGGUGGCUUUUGACCCAGAAGAGGCGUGAAGAGGCCACAAACAUUCUCCUCAAGAUUCGAAAUUCCCGGGACGAUGUGGAGACGGAACUUCGUCAGAUCGAGCGCUUUGACCGGGAUGCGAAGGGCAGUCUGAUGGAACUCACAACUGAGUGGAGAAUUCCGCUCUUGGUGACAACAGCUCUUUCUGUUUUCCAGCAACUCGGUGGGCAGGCGAACGUCCUCAAUUUCAACGUGGCAAUAUUGAGGGCAGCAGGAUUCAACGCAGGAGCACCGGCUGUUGUGUUAGGGAUGGCGAAGGUUUUGUCUACAAUCAUCGCCAUCACGUGGGUUGACCAGGUAGGCCGAAGGCCCUUUCUGUUGUGGGGCGCUGGCGGUUGCACCAUCAGCCUCUGUCUUCUGAGUGUGUCAUUCAAGAACGGCCAACCUCUCCUGUCGUUUUUGGCUUGCUGUGCAAUGGUGUCGUGUUAUAGCCUCAGCUUUGGGCCAGUCACGUGGUUGGUAACAGCCGAGAUGUUUCCUGCGGGCGUUAGGGGCAAGGCCCUUGGAAUAGGGCAGACGGGCUCUUUUUUGGGGGGCCUUGUUGCCUCCGCAUUUUUCUUGCAACUCCUUGAUUCCAUGGGCGGGUUCGUGACGUUUGCUUUGUUCGGCAGCGUAGCGUUAUCCUCCACCGUGUUCGUCUACGCGCUGGUUCCAGAAACAAAGGGGAAGGAACCGAGCGAAAUCGCUUCAGAACUCCAUGCGUGUGUGGGCUGCGCUUCGUACGAGGCCAUGGAACGCGACGAACCAUCUGUUGACGAAUCUGGCCCAGAGAUGGAGCGUCCAAGUGAUAGUACCAAAAAUUUGUUUUAAGGCGGAUUGUCCGCAGCCAAACUUCGCGUGCCAUGUAUGAACGUAUGGCCGACCGAG